Crotalus tigris (Tiger rattlesnake) is the source of this 2364-nucleotide messenger RNA. Its product is annotated as N-acetyltransferase 8-like. Lineage: Eukaryota; Metazoa; Chordata; Lepidosauria; Squamata; Viperidae. Gene Ontology annotation, molecular function: N-acetyltransferase activity. The record is from RefSeq and is a predicted model, not a curated record. The transcript is spliced from 2 exons. The coding region runs from base 1123 to 1872 and encodes 249 amino acids.
GACUGAGCCAAUCAUUAGGAGACGGUGAAGUCUAGUCCUGCCUUAGACACAAAAGCCAACUGGGUGACUUUGAGCCAAUUGCCAGGCGAUAGUGAAUUCUAGUCCCACCUUAGGCACAAAAGCUGGCUGUCUGGGCCAGUCGCUCAGUCCCAACCUAGUUUACCUCACAGGGUUGUUGUGAGAAAAAUAGGAGAAAUGACUAUUAGAUACCUUUGCCACCUUGAAUUUAAAAAUAAUAAAGGCGGAAUUUUUAAAAAAAAUUAAAUAAAAACCCUCUCACACGGUUGAAGAAUUUUGAUUGUUGUGCUGCUGUUUUGAAUGGAUUGCGUCCAUCUCUCUUCAAUCCAUUUGUGCCUCCACUGAUUUUUGAACGUCUCGCUGUCCGAGCAGUGACCCUAUUGUCCUGUGCAGGUUUGUGCACUGGCGUUGUGCCGUGUGGAGAAAUACAUUUGAUUUUUCAAUAAAGUUGAAAUGUUUCUGGACCUGAUCCUUGUUCAUCUUACAGCGCUCUUCAUCUCUCACCAAGCUUCCAAGCCACAAAACUCUUUUUCCUCAUAUUAAAAAAAGGGGAAAAAAAGAAAAACCAAACCACAUUUUAUUUCCUUGCAAUAAUAAAGCACUAAAAUUCCAGGCGCGUGUGGACUUUGUCUUCUGUCUCAACCUAAAAAAAAAGGGGGGGGGGAGGCUCUUAAUCUGAAUGUUAAUUGGUUUAUCAUCCAAAUCACGUUUUCAAUGGACGUGCCAGGGAGUUGGGUAUAAAAUGCUCUUUUUCAAGGACGGCACAAAGCAGUCACUUUAAAGUCAUGUGGAUUUGAUUUAAUCUACAAAAGCUGAUUUAGGUCCAGCAGCUCCAAUCCGGGUUUUGCUAUAUAUUAGUCCAGUUUCAAAGGAUGUAAUGUAUAUAUAGAAUUACUUUUUUUCCAACUCUCGGGAUCCUGCUAAGAGAAAGCAAGCUUGAUCCCUGAAGAUCCUUUUUUAACAGCCUCCUGGACUAAAAUAGAGGUUUAAAGUGACUAUACAGGAAGCUGGCAUGAGUUGUACAGUAGGGAAAUAAUUCUUUGUAGGAUUUCUUCCUUUUAAGCUUGUCGCUUCCUGGUGCAAAUCUGAUUUCCUUGCAAGAUCAUGGCUGCAAUCAUAGAUGGUCAGGAGAAGCCAGCACCUGGACACCUAGCAGCAGGGCAGGAGAAACGUGACUUGGUCGCAGGCAAGUACCACAUCCGGAAGUACGAGGCCAGAGACUAUGACAUGAUGCGCACCUUCUACAUUCAAGGGAUCAAGGAACACAUUCCUCGGGCGUUGUGGCACUUUCUAGGGCGUCCUCAGACACACCUGGGCCUUCUGGCUGUCUUCCUCAUGACUUACCUGAGCUCGGCGUCCUACAUCAUCUCCCUGGUGGUGGUGUCCAUUCUCCUGGUGGUCGGCAUGCUUUCCAUGAAGAACAUCUAUGAAGACUAUCUCCAAAACAGCCUUACUACGGAUAUGCUGGACAUCCAGGGGACCUACCUGGAGCCAGAGGACUGCGGCUUCUGGGUGGUGGACAUUGGAGAGGAGGUGGUAGGCAUGGUGGCCCUCACCCAUCCUGACAACCCAUCUUGGUGGAGCAACGCCCGGGAGCUGAAGCGGAUGUCCGUGAAGAAGGAGCAUCGUGGCCAAGGGCUAUCCAAGGCUCUAAUCAAGACGGUCAUCCAGUUUUCUCAGGAGCAUGGCUAUGAAGAAGUCGUGUUGGGUACCUCCAUGGUGCAACACAUUGCUCAUAGGGCCUACGAGAACAUGGGCUUUCACAAAGUCCUGGAGGAAAAUCCCUCUUUCAUAGCUAAACUGGUAGGUUUUUCUGCGCAUUGGUAUUAUUACAAAAUCCCAGACACUCACUGAGGUCCACCUGAAGUCAUCAGUCACCUCCCCAAAGGAGAAGUUAAGUUCUACAUUCAGUUCUACAUCAGCAAGAAUGCAGAUUCAACCUUCUCCUGGUUGGAAUUGAACCAACUCUUUGAAGAGGCUUUGUGUCACCUGAGUUCGCCCCGCCUAAAUCGGGUUUCCCAAUGGAAUGAUCUUUAAACUCCUGUUAUCCGACUGGGUUAACAUAACUGGCCCCAUGUCCCAACACAGCCUGCCCUUGGAAGUUCCUACACUCUGUUGGUUGCCAGCCAUAAGCUUCUCACAGAGGUCUUCUUCUUUAAGUCCUAUUCUCCUUAAUCUACCAACAGCUUGGAAGAGAAGAAACAUGCUGGGCCCUUCCUCACAAAUGCCAAAUCUGUAGAAAAGAGAGAGAGACAGAGAGAGAAAGGAAAAAGAAAAAAAAGACAAAGAGACAGAGAGAGAAAGGGAUAGAGAUAACAAAAAGGAAUAGAAACAGAAACAGAGAGA